This is a messenger RNA of Striga asiatica, 330 nucleotides long. The record is from the annotation of a GenBank genome assembly. Lineage: Eukaryota; Viridiplantae; Streptophyta; Magnoliopsida; Lamiales; Orobanchaceae.
AUGUCCUGUUUUGUGAUUCCUGUUAGCAUCUGCAAGGAGAUUUGCCAAUUGAUAUCUAAAUUUUGGUGGAGAAAGGGUGGUGAUAAAGAGAAGGGUAUGCAUUGGCUUUCAUGGGACAAGCUUGCUAUGCCUAAACUUGAGGGUGGGGCCUCUUGGCUUUGGUCUUCCUGGGCUUCUUACCUUCCUGACUUGCAGAAACAUAUUAAAAUUACCAUCAGAAAUGGCAAGAGUACAAGGCUCAAUGAUCCAAAUUGGGUGCCUGGUCUGAACAGAGGCAGUCCUGAGCUUAAGGUGGGCUGGUGGUAUGUACUGGGAUGGAAAUCUUAUUAG